Messenger RNA from Rattus rattus (black rat), 3269 nucleotides. RefSeq names its product leptin (gene Lep). NCBI's taxonomy places the organism in Eukaryota, Metazoa, Chordata, Mammalia, Rodentia, Muridae. The record is from RefSeq and is a predicted model, not a curated record. Gene Ontology annotation, molecular function: hormone activity; peptide hormone receptor binding. The coding region runs from base 46 to 549 and encodes 167 amino acids. Gene Ontology annotation, cellular component: extracellular region. Gene Ontology annotation, biological process: lipid metabolic process; positive regulation of phosphatidylinositol 3-kinase/protein kinase B signal transduction; energy reserve metabolic process. The transcript has 3 exons.
GCUGCAAGGUCCAAGAAGAAGAAGAAGAAGACCCCAGCGAGGAAAAUGUGCUGGAGACCCCUGUGCCGGUUCCUGUGGCUUUGGUCCUAUCUGUCCUAUGUUCAAGCUGUGCCUAUCCACAAAGUCCAGGAUGACACCAAAACCCUCAUCAAGACCAUUGUCACCAGGAUCAAUGACAUUUCACACACGCAGUCGGUCUCCGCCAGGCAGAGGGUCACCGGUUUGGACUUCAUUCCCGGGCUUCACCCCAUUCUGAGUUUGUCCAAGAUGGACCAGACCCUGGCAGUCUAUCAACAGAUCCUCACCAGCUUGCCUUCCCAAAACGUGCUGCAGAUAGCUCAUGACCUGGAGAACCUGCGAGACCUCCUCCAUCUGCUGGCCUUCUCCAAGAGCUGCUCCCUGCCGCAGACCCGUGGCCUGCAGAAGCCCGAGAGCCUGGAUGGCGUCCUGGAAGCCUCGCUCUACUCCACAGAGGUGGUGGCUCUGAGCAGGCUUCAGGGCUCUCUGCAGGACAUUCUUCAACAGUUGGACCUUAGCCCUGAAUGCUGAGGUUUCCAAGACCACCGGGCUCCCGAGGAUCAUGUUGAGGGAAGAAACCUUGGCUCCCGGGUAUCCUCAGGAGAAGAGAGCCAUGCGUUCAUGCCCCUCAUCCAGGACCCCGUCCGUUUUUCCUACUCUCUAGACCGCCCUUCCAAAGGCAUGGCUCUGCAAGGCUUGACUAAAGUUAUCCGCACGAUCCCAUGAGCACUAGGAGGGGAUUGACGCCUUGAAGAGGGGAUUCUCACCUGGUUCUUCGGCAAAUAUAGAUAAGAGCCGCCCUGUCCCCUCCGUGUUCCACCUCCUCUGGGUGCGUGCUUCACUGUGGCCCAGCGGAUGUGAGGAAGGGGUGGGUGGAGCCUCUGGACUGUCUCAGAGUCUUUGGGAGCACCAUGAAGGCUACAUCUGCACACAGCUGGAAACUCCCAAAGCAGCACAUGCUGGAAGACGCACUUAUUUAUUUAUUCUGCAUUUUAUUUUGGAUGGAUUUGAAGCAAAGCAUCGGCUUUUUCAGGCUUUGGGGUCGGCUGGGGCUAGGAAGGCUCCUGGGGUGCUGUUUUCAAUCCUACUGAUGGGUCUUGCCCGAGGCAAACCUACUUUUUGAGUGACUGGAAGGAAGGUUGGGAGUCUUCCAAACAAGAGUCUAUGCAGGUAGCUCUCAAGCUUGUCCUCUGGUGGCUGGUUUUGUUUCUGCUGUGACUGACUCUAUGCAAACACGUUUGCCGUGGCGUUGCCUGGAGCGCAGGCUAGGUUAUUAUGAAAAGAAGAUGAAUUUUGUCAAGUGUAAUAUGCAUCUAUGUGCACCUGAGGGUAGGGGAUGUGUCAGAGGGAGAGAGAAGGAACCAGAAGCAUUCUCUGAAUAACAGAGCUGUGGUGGACUUUUCUGAAAAGGUGAGGCAUUUUCUCACCUCUGCAGCCACAUAGUGUGGCUUUGUGAAAAGGACAAAGGAGUUGACUCUUUUAGGGACCUUUGAAGUAUACCAGGCACCCUUAGAGGGGGCUAAAGUUACAGGCCUUUUGUUGGCAUAUUGCUGAGCUCAGGGAGUAAGGGCCCCACAUUGGAGACAGUGAGCCCCAAGAAAACGGUCCCUGGUGUAGCCCUCCAAAGUUGCCCAGGGUUGAUCCCACAAUGCAUUUCUUAAGCAGGUAGAUGUUUGCCUGUCAAUAUGUGGUUCUCGUCUGAUUGGUUCAUCCAAAGUAAAACCAGGUCUCCCACCCAUUCUGUGGGGCAGUUUUGUUCCAGUGGGAAUGAGAAAUCACUCAGCAGAUGGUCCUGAGCUCUGGGCCAGCACUCCUGAGGAAGUGCCAGGGCCUCGGGCCAGGCUGCCAGAAUUGCCCUUCGGGCUGGAGGAUGAACAAAGGGGCUUGGGUUUUUCCACCACCCCUGCACCCUUGUGUCACCAUCCAGUUGUGGGUGGCAGAUCAAUGCAAGAAAACUUGAUCGAACGCAAUACACUUUUAAGACUGAGCACAGUUCUGUGCUCAGCCCUGACUGGUGCUGUGGGCUAGAGAAGCUCACCAAAUAAACAUAAAAAUCAGAGGCUUUUGUCCCUGCGGUCAGACCCUACUCAACGGCGUGCCAAGGCGCGUACUUCGCCGCAGCAGCCCCACACAGUUGAAAAUACAGUGCUGUCUUCAACAGAGGAGAAAGGACCUGAGCUGGGGGUGGCAGUGCCCAGGGGACCCCUGCUUACAGUCUAUAGCAUCGCCAUACCUUUCAGGGCACAUUAGCGUCCACGGCUAUCGUAGCACAUUGUUGACACAGGAUAACUGAGAUCGUAAAAAUAAGAAAAUACAGGUUGACUGUCCCUUAUCCAAAGUGCUCGGGACUAGAAGAAGGGUUUUGGAUUUUAGAGUCUUUCCAGGCAUAGGUAUAUUUGAGUAUAUAUAAUGAGAUAUCUUGGGGGUGGGACCCAAGUAUAAACAUGAAGCUCAUUUAUAUUUCAUAAUACCGUAUACACACUGCUUGAAGGUAGUUUUAUACAGUGUUUUAAAUAAUGUUGUGUGCAUGAAAGAAGUUUUCACAGCGUGAAAUUUUCUUCUCGUGGCAUCAUGUCUGCACUCAAAAACCCUUCAGGUUUUGGAGCGUUUUGGAUCUGUUAAGAGAUGUUUAGCCUAUACCUAAAGCUAUAAUGGCAAACAGGUUGCAGGACCAGACCAGACCCUGGAUCCUCAGCCCUGUGAAGUGUGUCCUUCCAGCCAGGUGGAGGUGAACUGGAUCGGGUUUUGUGGUGCUGACUUAAAGAGAGGAAUUUGAGGUAGAUUUUGGAGGAGCUGAGGGAUGUGAUGUUGUUUUAUUAGACAGUGGGUAUGUGGAGGGGUGAGAGUCGGAACAGGAUGUGACAGGGAAGACCGAAAAGAACGGGACAGAACAACAGGAAGUGCUGAGAGGACUUUGUGGGCCGAGAAAGUGGCUAUUGAAAGAGUUCCAAGUGCCACAGUCUGGAGCGAAGGCUUGUGGUAGCUGGUGUCAUGGCUGGUGUCAGACUGCUCUGGGGUAGCGCUAUGUCACCUUGGCCACCUCAUCAAGCUGGAAUGUCCUGAUCCUUUUGCUCAGAAAACCUUGCACUGUGGCUUGUUCCCAGAUUGUGAAACUUCCCAUAUGCAAAAAUGCUUGGUUUGGGUUUUGUUCUUUUGUUGUUGUUGUUUUUGUUUUUAAAUAUAUGUGUAACAACAGCAACAACAAACUUUUGUCUUAUUUUGUGCAAAUUCAAAUAAAUGAAUGAUGCCUC